UUGCAUAAGUGGGAGGAGAAGCAGGCAGUCCAAACAGAGAUUUUUAACACAGUCUGGAAGUUUGAUGAAACUUUUUCAAAGUACGCAAAGCACAACAAAAGGAACUGAAGAUCCAAUAAGGCUGUCAAUGGCUUGCACGAAAUGAUGGGGUCAGGACUCUAAAACAGAAGAUGGGCUUUACUAUUGUAGUUAUUUCAAGAUUAUACUCUAAUAUAUUCUAUGAUUGCAUUCAGAUCUAAACAAGAGCCAGUUUAGCCUAAUAAAGCCAAUGUUUUAUUAUUUUAACUAAUAACGAUCAAUAAAAGGACUUUUCUGACAGCAGUGGAUUAAGAAAUUCAGAGGACAGCAUGGUAUUUUCUGCUUUUGGUGGCUAAAGUCUAAGACUUCCUGAGGUCCAAGUCCUGUGAUUUAUACUUCUGAAGAUAAUCUGGACAAGAGGCUAAUCUUAUGAAAUGUUCCAUUUUACAUCAAGACGUCAACCAAUAAAACUGUGGCAAAAAUAACCUUGUCAUAAAGAAAAAAGGAAAACAAAUCAAAGGAUCUGUGUUCACAGAUUCAUACCUGCAAAAUCCAUUAAAAUAAAGGACUGAGUGAAGGAAGUGCAAUGGAGGCAAUGGGAUGGCUUUGUUUGUUUCUCCUAACUAUAUUUAUGCCAGCAGUAAGUAAAGCAGUUGAAGAAGAUGUCAUAGAUGAAAUAACUGAUCAGGGCUUGCUUUAUAAGGAUAAACGAUCUACAGACACACAGGAGAAUAAAUGUUCAUAUACCUUUAUUGUACCCCAGCAGAAGGUUUCAGGUGCCAUUUGUGUGAAUUCUAAGGAACCUGAUUCCGUUCUUGAUAACAAGGUAAAUAAACAAGAACUGGAUGUGCUAAACAAUGAACUCUUAAAACAAAAAAGACAAAUAGAGACACUGCAGCAGCUGGUAGAAGUUGAUGGGGGGAUUGUUAAUGAGGUAAAACUGCUUCGAAAGGAAAGCCGCAAUAUGAAUUCCAGAGUUACACAACUUUACAUGCAACUUCUACAUGAAAUCAUAAGGAAAAGAGACAAUGCAUUAGAGCUUUCUCAGCUGGAGAAUCGGAUCUUGAAUCAGACCAAUGAAAUGCUUCAGCUCUCUAACAAGUACAAAGACCUUGAGCAUAAAUACCAGCACCUCGCCUCACUUACUAAUAAUCAGUCCAUUAUCAUCAGGCAGUUGGAGGAGCAGUGCCAGCGAAUAACACCAAUCAAGCCAGUCCCAGCCCCAAUACCACAGCCACCAAGGCAGCCACCUAGAGUCUAUCACCCUCAUACCUAUAACCGCAUUACCAACCAGAUCACCAAUGAGAUUCAGAGUGACCAGAAUCUAAAGGUUUUGGUACCAACACCAUCAACCACAAUGCCAUUAGAACCUGCCAUUUCGACUGCAAUGGAUAAGCCUUCAGGACCAUGGAAAGACUGCCUCCAGGCUCUGGAAGCUGGCCAUGACAAAAGUGGAAUUUAUUUAAUUAAACCUGAAAAUGCAAAUCGUCUUAUGCAAGUCUGGUGUGACCAAAGACAUGACCCUGGUGGCUGGAUUGUCAUUCAAAGGCGACAGGAUGGAUCUGUCAAUUUUUUUAGGAAUUGGGAAACAUACAAACAAGGAUUUGGAAACAUAGAUGGAGAGUAUUGGCUUGGGCUGGAAAAUAUUUAUUGGCUAACCAAUCAAGAUACAUACAAGCUGCUUGUGACAAUGGAGGACUGGUCAGGCCGCAAGGUGUUUGCUGAGUAUGCUAGUUUCAGGCUGGAGGCAGAAACAGAGCACUACAAGCUGCGAAUUGGACGUUACCAUGGCAAUGCUGGAGACUCUUUUACUUGGCACAACGGAAAGCAGUUUACAACAUUAGACAGAGAUUAUGAUGCAUACACAGGUAACUGUGCACAUUAUCAGAAAGGAGGAUGGUGGUACAAUGCCUGUGCCCAUUCAAAUCUCAAUGGAGUUUGGUACCGAGGUGGUCAUUACCGCAGCAAGUAUCAAGAUGGAGUUUACUGGGCAGAGUUUCGAGGAGGGUCAUAUUCCUUGAAGAAAGUCACAAUGAUGAUCAGGCCUAAUGCUAACACAUUUCAUUAGAAGAAAUGUCUUAUUUCUUGAGUAAUUUCUAAAAAAAUAAAAUAGAGAAUAAAAACGAAAUAACUGAUGGUACUGUUUUUGGUAGCAUUGUAAAUGAUCAUCCACAAAGCAGUUUGUCAGAGACAAACAACAUAGAAAUUACAAAGUUGUACAUUUAUUUUUCAAAAAGUCUCUAUUUUAUUAUGGUUCUUAUUGUGUACUAUUCAAAUAUAUAGUUUAAAGCCAACCAUCACUUACAGAAAAAGCCUGGUGUAAUACACAUUUAGAAGUAUUUGCUGGUCCAGCAUUUAUUCAUUCAAGAUUUGGCACACACAGACAUUUCAAAAUGUAUAGUGAACAAUGUGUAUUAAAGUACUAAGAAAACCCAUGUGUAUACAACUAAGUAAAAUAUUGCCAUGGCACAUAUCCAUCAAUCUAUCUAUUCACAACACCUGUUUCCCAUUUUUACACAUAAGUUCGGGAUGUCACUCACUUCAAAGUGACAGUCAUCUUGAGCCAAGGUUCACACUGCUGGUGGCUAGCCAUGGCACAUAUAAUUUAUCUUAAACCAUUAAAAAUAACCAUUUCAAACACAAUUUGUUGUGCAAUAUGCAAGAAUGAUACUUCUGCCUAUUGACACUGGAAAUAAUAUCUAGUGAAGAUACACAGCUAUUGAACAUUAGCAUGACUCAAUUCAAUUUAGCUCAGUUCAUAUAAGGUGUUCCCCAAAACAUGAAUGCAACAAAUCCAAAAUACAAAAAUGAGUCAGGCUGAAACUAACAAAUGUAUACUUAACUUUUAGAUCUGCCAUAGACAUCAUGGUGGCUAAGUGGGUUAAGGUUUCUACUUCAGAUUUCCAUGGUCUGUGGUAAAUUCCUGCCCUUCAGCCAUAGUUUUGUGGAGUUUACAUAUCAUCUCCAUGUCUGCAUAAGUCUUCACCACAUACUCUGUUUCACUUCCCAAAACAUACUAGCUGACUGAAACUGGCUGACUAGAAUAAAUCAUUUAUACAUCAUCCUGCCAUUUACCGCUGACCUUGUGGCUUAGGCCAUCACAGAAAGAGAUAUUUGUAUUACUCUUCUAAACUGCCAUAUCAUGCAAGAAUGACUGUAAAUAAUUCUCCCAAAUCUAUUGGGAAACAGCACAUCAAUUUAAGCUGCAACCAUUUCAUAAAAGCAUGCACUUAAAUAAGAUUUAUUUAUCCAAUUUUUGUAAACUUAAAACUCCUUAAAAAAAACUUUUGUUUUAAAAAGAAAAUAUUUGGUGAUUUUAGUAAAGAAAGAAAACAUAUAUUGUAUAUGUUUACAAAAAAAUAAUGAAUACAGAAUCUUUUCUUGAAACUAGUGCAUGCAAAGCCUUCCUGGAUGAUAUUUUGCGAGUGCUGCAUAUUUCUUUGCACAUUUAAUUAAAUGCACGGUUGCCUUAUGAUACACUGAGGUCAGUGAUCGAUCAAAUUUUGUUAUUGAAAAUGGUAACAGGGUUAUCCACCUUUGCAGGCGAAUGAUGGGUACCAAAGUAUAAGUGUUAUUUAAUGUCUGUAAUAAUGCUAGGAUAUUUUAAUGUUAUAACCAUGUCCAUGUUAAUUCCAGUAUGUAAGUACAGUGAAUCUGUUCAUUGGUACUGUCACCAUGUUCAUAAAAUAAAAACAUUUAUUUUGUCUGCAGUUAGAAAUUAAGGAAAAAUUGGGCAGCAGUAUUUUGUAUCUUCAUCAAUGUUUUUCACCAGCACCACAGCAGGUUUCUAAAUCCAUAUUAUUAUUAAAGUAUAGACAAAAGAAUCUAAUAACUGUAACAUCAAUUAUUACUGAGAACAGAUUAAGUUAAUCUGGAUUUUUUGUAUUCUUAUUGUAUUUAUACAUUGUAUUUGCUGUUUUUUUUUUAAUAUUAAAUAUGCCAGAUAUGCAUCUAAGUGCUAAAUUUCAUAAACCAUAUUCUUUUGUAUAUACUAUCCAGUGUUUUUGUAAACUGUCUUCAGGAAACAUCACUGUAUUCCAACAAUCCAGCAAUAAAGGUACUACAUCAUUUUGAUAAAUUA
This is a messenger RNA of Protopterus annectens (West African lungfish), 4099 nucleotides long. RefSeq names its product angiopoietin like 2 (gene ANGPTL2). The record is from RefSeq and is a predicted model, not a curated record. The transcript is spliced from 5 exons. Lineage: Eukaryota; Metazoa; Chordata; Ceratodontiformes; Protopteridae. The coding region runs from base 605 to 2086 and encodes 493 amino acids.